AUGCGUUUCACUGCUCUCAUCGCAGCCACCAUGGCUCUAGCAGGAUCUGCCGCAGCACAGUGCCCGGCUGGUGCCACUGCCAAUUGCAAGCCAGGCUUCAACUAUUGCGCCUCGACGCUGAAUAAACUAGGUGAUGCCGACUCGGCCAUCCGCGAAGCACUGAGAGUUGCGGGCUACAGUAGUAUAAAAGUUAAGAAUGCUGGCUUGUGGGACGACCUCGUUUUCCAUUGCAAUGAUGACCAUACACUUAAACUGGAGAAUCAGUGCGAGUUUAAGUCCUGGUGUGCGGAUGGUGGUGUGGGCCACAAUGAUUACUGUAAGAAAUCAGAGCUCGGUGGUCCAUUCGGACGGUGA
Molecule: messenger RNA, 354 nt
Organism: Aspergillus luchuensis
Lineage: Eukaryota; Fungi; Ascomycota; Eurotiomycetes; Eurotiales; Aspergillaceae
Exons: 2
Coding region: 1-354 (117 amino acids)
Source: RefSeq, a predicted model, not a curated record